This is a messenger RNA of Prorocentrum cordatum, 1997 nucleotides long. NCBI's taxonomy places the organism in Eukaryota, Dinophyceae, Prorocentrales, Prorocentraceae. The record is from the annotation of a GenBank genome assembly.
CCCUCCAGGAGCUUCUGCGCGUGAAAGACUUGUACACUGUGGAGCCGAGCCACCUCGGGAGCUUCGACUUCGACCGUGUGAAGGUGCUCUCGGCUGGCGUGUCUGUCAAGGACAUGGAAGACCUGCUGCCCUCCGAGCAGCGGGCUAUGUUGGCAGACCCAGAGGGCAAGAUUUUGAGGGACUCGUCCGAGCUCGAGUACGACUCUGGGGCCUUCGCGCCGUACUGGGACCCGAAGCUGCGCUUCGACACCUCAGAGCGGCGGCGUCUCAUCCUUCGGCUCGCGGAGUUGGGGCUCGUCGGGUUCCGCACCUCAAUUCGGGCACGCAUCGGUAUCUUCGUGGUCAAGAAAAAAGAUGGUCUCCAGCGGCUGAUCGUGGACGCACGGGAGCCUAACAGGUUGUGUCGACGCCCUCCCCACUCUUGGCUUGGCACAGUGACCGCGCUGACGGGGGUUGACCUCUCGGACUCAGCGAUCAGGGCCGCAAGUCAGGAUGAUGGCGACCUCAGUUGGGUGCAGCCGUCCGCGGGCAGCGUCGACCUGUACAACGGGUUCUACCAGUUUCGGAACCGUCGCAUGGGCUCGCUGUUCGGGAUCGACUUCGCGGCCAGGGCCGACUACUGGGGGAUCUCUGAGGUCUACUGUGAGGCGACGGGCUCCUACCUGGGCGUCUCCGCGGACACCCCCGUCUUCCCUGUCUUCGAGGGGAUGGCCAUGGGCUGGAGCUGGGCCCUGUACUUCUGCCACGCCACCACCUCCGCCGCUGGCGGUGACAGCAGCGUGGUCGUCGAGGACAGGCACGCGGCGCCGACGCCGACACCCAGCCUGGCCGUCCGGCUCCCCUACGUCGACAACGCCAACGUCAUCGGGAUCACCGCCGAGUCGACGCAGCGGGCCCUGGAGCACGUUAAGCGGGACUUCGACGCGAAGGCCCUCGACUUCCAUGAGGAAAACGUAGCCUCGCCAGAGCUCCAACUACUGGGGGUCGUGUUCGAUGGCGUCCGACGACAGAUCCGGCCUCUACCGCGACGCACCUGGCGGCUCCACCUAGCCUUGCAGGAGGUGAUCAGGAGGGGCUUCGCCAGCGGCCGCGUGGUCCAGAUCCUCGUAGGUCACCUCGUUCACCACUUCCAGCUGGUCAGGGCCGCCCUCGCGAGUCUCGACAAGGUCUGGGCCUUCAUCGGGGAGCACUACGACGACGAGGCGGAGCUCUGGGACUCGGUUCGCUGGGAGCUCGAGGUCGCGGGCUGGCUGGUCUUCAUGGCCGGCGUCGACUUGGGCUCGGAGCCGGCGCCCGUGGCCUUCUGCGGGGAUGCCUCCUCCAAGGGCUACGCGCUGCACGUCGCAGAGAUCUCCGACGCCGAGUACCGCGAGGUGGCCGCCUGCCGUGAGCGCUGGCGUUUCGACCUUGUCGAGCGGGAGUCCGCGGGCUGGGGGCCUGCGUUGCCCUGGGCCGCCGCCUGGCGUGCUCAACACGGGACUGGCGCAUGCCCGCAGCUGGGGCACCUGGAGUCAGGGGGCGGCGCCUCCCAGGGAUGGCGCCGACCCUGGCGUCAGCUUGACGAGAUCGAGCGCCCCGCUUCGGUGGUCGGCACCCCGCCGCUGCCUGACGCGCUGGUGGACCCGGCGCGGUGGCGACGUGUGGUGCGUGGAGGCUGGAGGUACGACACCGCGAUCCACGAGAAGGAGGGCCGCGUGAUGCUGAUGGGCCUUGUCCGAGCCAGUCGUGAGGUUCGAUUCCACGGAUGUCGGCUACUCAGCAUCGGCGACAACCUGGCCUGCAUCUGCAGCUUCGAGAAGGGCAGGGCGAAGUCGUACUGCCUCCAUCGUCUCUGUCAGAGGGCCGGGGCCUUGACAAUUGCGUGUGGCCUGAUUUGGACCCAACGCUACCUGGAGACCAAGAGGUCGGCGCUGGUGAGGCUCAGCUCGGACGAGCUGGGCGAGCUCUUUUGCGCAGUGGCCGCGGCUCCGCGGUGGCGCCAGCUCGGGCAGCGCCGA